CGCGGCGCGGGCGUGCCCCGUGACGCGCGCGGCGGCGGAGGGGGCUCGGCUUGUCAGAAUCCCCAGAAAAGAAAAAAAAAGGUAUAUUUCAGUAGGUGAAAAUCAGAGGAAGUAGCUGCUGACAUAGGAAAACUGUAUAAAACACAUUUCUGAAGGAAAACUUUUAAGAAUAGCUCUCACACUGUAUUUUCGUCUUUUGAACAUUAGAGAAGAAGAUGUGGUGAAGAGCCUGUAUUUUCCACUGUCUGCUGUAUAGUGCCUUAAAAAAUGGGGUUUGGAGGUGAUCUGAAGUAUUCUCAUGAUGCUUUAUUAAAACUGCAAGACUGGGAACUACGGCUGCUGGAAACAGUGAAGAAAUUUAUGGUAAUGAGAGUAAAAAGUGAUAAAGAAUAUGCAUCCACUUUACAGAAUCUUUGUAACCAAGUAGAUAAGGAGAGUGCUUGUCAAUUGGAUUAUAUCAGCAAUGUAUCCAAGUCUUGGUUGCUCGUGGUACAACAGACAGAACAGCUGAGCAAAAUAAUGAAGACACAUGCAGAGGAUCUUAAUUCUGGGCCCUUGCAUAGGCUUACAAUGAUGAUCAAAGAUAAGCAGCAAGUUAAGAAGAGUUUUGUAGGUGUUCAUCAACAAAUUGAAGCAGAGAUGUACAAGGUCACAAAGACAGAACUAGAGAAACUUAAAUCUAGCUACAGGCAACUAAUAAAAGAAGUAAAUUCUGCCAAAGAAAAGUAUAAAGAAGCUGUAGCUAAAGGAAAGGAGACAGAGAAAGCCAAAGAUCGAUGUGAAAAAGCUACUAUGAAACUUCAUAUGUUGCACAACCAGUAUGUGUUGGCACUGAAAGGAGCACAAUUACAUCAGCACCAAUAUUAUGAUACUACGCUUCCUCUGUUACUUGAUUCACUACAGAAGAUGCAAGAAGAAAUGAUUAAAGCCCUAAAAGGGAUCUUGGAUGAGUAUAGUGAGAUCACCAGUCUUGUAACAGAAGAGAUUGUGAAUGUCCACAAAGAGAUCCAGACCUCGGUGGAACAGAUAGACCCUAACUCUGAGUAUAAUGACUUCAUAGAUACUCACAGGUCAUCAGAAGUUGUUGAACAAGAAAUAGAAUUUGAUACAUCUUUACUAGAAGAAAAUGAAAACCUUCAAGCUAAUGAGAUCAUGUGGAAUAAUUUAACAGCAGAAAGUCUGCAAGUCAUGUUAAAAACAGUAAUAGAAGAACUGAUGCAGACACAGCAAACCCUUUUGAGCAAAGAGGAACUUGUUUUGGAACUAGAGAAAAAAAUAGAAGAGUCAUCUAAGACAUGUGAAAAGAAAUCUGAUAUUGUACUCUUGCUGAGCCAAAAGCAAGCGCUUGAAGAACUUAAGCAAACAGUCCAGCAACUAAGAUGCUCUGAGGCAAAAUUUGCAGCCCAGAAAGAACUACUGGAACAAAAGGUUCAAGAGAAUGAUGGGAAAGAGCCACCACCUGUAGUGAAUUAUGAAGAAGAUGCCAGAUCAGUGACUUCCAUGGAUAAGAAAGAUAAAGUCUCAAGAUUUGACACGAUACGUCAUUCCAUAGCCGGAAUUAUAAGGUCUCCAAAAUCCAUGUUGGGUUCAUCAUCGUUCUUUGAUGUAAUCUCAACCACUGAGAAACCAUUGGCUGAGCAAGACUGGUAUCAUGGUGCAAUUCCAAGAAUAGAAGCCCAGGAGCUGUUAAAACAGCAAGGAGACUUCUUGGUGCGAGAGAGCCACGGGAAACCUGGUGAAUAUGUCCUUUCUGUGUUUUCAGAUGGACAACGGAGACACUUUAUCAUACAAUAUGCUGAUAAUCAAUAUCGUUUUGAAGGAACUGGGUUUCCAACUAUUCCUCAGCUCAUAGAACAUCAUUACACAACAAAGCAAGUUAUUACAAAGAAGUCAGGUGUUGUUCUGCUUAAUCCCGUUGUUAAGGAUAAGAAAUGGGUUCUCAAUCAUGAGGAUGUCACACUGGGGGAAUUACUGGGCAAAGGUAAUUUUGGUGAGGUGUAUAAAGGAACGUUAAAGGAUAAAACUCCUGUCGCUGUAAAAACUUGCAAAGAAGAUCUUCCUCAGGAACUGAAAAUAAAAUUUCUGUCAGAAGCCAGAAUACUCAAACAAUAUGAUCAUGCGAAUAUUGUAAAACUUAUAGGAGUUUGCACUCAACGACAGCCUAUAUAUAUCGUUAUGGAACUUGUUCCAGGAGGUGAUUUCCUGUCAUUCCUAAGAAAAAAGAAGGAUGAGCUGAAAACCAAACAGUUGGUGAAAUUUUCAUUAGAUGCUGCCUCUGGUAUGGCAUAUCUUGAAUCUAAAAAUUGUAUACAUAGAGACCUGGCUGCAAGGAACUGCUUGGUAGGUGAAAGCAACAUUUUGAAAAUAAGUGAUUUUGGGAUGUCCCGGCAAGAGGAUGAUGGCGUGUACUCAUCAUCAGGCCUAAAGCAGAUUCCAAUCAAGUGGACUGCUCCAGAAGCUCUGAACUAUGGGAGAUACACAUCUGAGAGUGAUGUAUGGAGCUUUGGAAUCCUUUUGUGGGAGACCUUCAGUUUAGGUGUAUGCCCAUACCCUGGAAUGACCAACCAGCAAGCACGAGAGCAGGUUGAGAAAGGCUACCGAAUGUCUGCACCACAAAAAUGUCCAGAAGAAAUAUAUAAAAUAAUGCAGAGAUGCUGGGACUACAAGCCAGAAAACCGGCCAAAAUUCAGUGAGAUUCAGAAAGAGCUGUCUUCAAUCAAAAAGAAAGUGACAUAGUGAUGAAGAAGUGCCAACAAAAUGUCUGUGGCUUUAUUUUCCAUUGAAGUAAUUGUUUCCCUCAAACACUAUGCAUUUAUACAGCAUUAUUUGCAACAUUCUUCUAAGAUUACUCUGAAAUUAACUGGUAUACCAUCUUGAAUGGUGUCUACACCUGCAUUAAAGAUAUAUACUGCGAAAUGCUAUAUAUCCAGUCACAAUAGUACUGUAAUUUAGGUUACAUGUACAUAGGAAAGCACAUACUAUAAAUUUAAGAGGCUGUGGCUUCUAGCUGUUUUACAGCAAAUAACUGCUAGUGUCAUUUUUCAGAGGUAUUCUACUUUUAGCUGUACUCUUACUCUGCUACCUCUGUCCUGUAUGUCAGCAUAUUAACGUGGGGAUUGUCAUACAUGUUGGCCUUAAAACUGAAGACAGUUUUGACAAGUAUUUCAACUAGAAGCUUUUUUUUUUUUUUUUUUUAAUUCUUUCUGCAUCUGAUACAUUUAGGUGAUACUUUGUUUUAAGCAUGAAAUUCAGUUAGAUUCUGGAUGCAGACGUGUUUACUGAAUGGUAAAAUCCAGAAUCUUUUUUGGUAGUUGGAUUACUUGUGCAUUUAUUACCAUACAGUAGAAAUACUUCUGACUUUUGAUAAAAUCUACAUAAACCAUGUCUUUUUUUUCCUUCAAUGCCAUCAGAAUUCAGUAAUAUGUUUCUUUUUAUUGUGACUUAUGUUCAUUUUAGAAAAAAAAGACCUAUUUAAAGUCUCAACUGCACAUGCUAAGAAAUACUGCAAACUAUCUGCCUUCGAAAAAAUAUGUGAAAGUAGUAGGCCAAGAAAAAGAGGUUUAUUAAUGACAGAAGCAGACAACAAAUAUCAUUGAUCUUAGAGGAGCUAAAGAAUACGUUGCUAGGUUUACAUUUGACCAUGAUUUUUUCCCUUAAAUUGGUAAAAAUUCUCAGAAUGCAGCUGGAGCAUGCAAAAUUUUAUUCUGAACAAAACAACAUUUCAUGCGUAGUGUCCAAAGGAAAAUACUACUUCUGUAUGGCAUGAGGAAGUUGUUCAAACAACCAAAAGGAAAGAAGUAUGUUUAAAGCCUCUGACAGGGAACAGCAGAGUAGAAAUACUAACUUUCUAUUUUUUCUUAUAUUAUUGCAAUCAAAUAUCAAAAGACUGGGGAUAAACAAGGUUUAAAUG
Molecule: messenger RNA, 3910 nt
Organism: Poecile atricapillus (Black-capped chickadee)
Lineage: Eukaryota; Metazoa; Chordata; Aves; Passeriformes; Paridae
Gene: FER
Product: FER tyrosine kinase
Exons: 21
Coding region: 268-2736 (822 amino acids)
Biological process (GO): cell adhesion; chemotaxis; regulation of mast cell degranulation
Molecular function (GO): ATP binding; non-membrane spanning protein tyrosine kinase activity
Source: RefSeq, a predicted model, not a curated record